AGCAUACUCAAUUAUCAAAAUUUGGUGCUCCACUUUUGAACAGAAUGCAAAGGAACGCUGCAGUUACUCCAGUUACCGCUGCCGUGACGAGACGAUCCGUGGUCCGCUCCGAAAUCAGUUCCAUGAGGUGGAUAUGGUUGACCCGCUGCGAGGGUCGGACGGGGAGAGAACACGAAGUGUCGAAGAGAUUUUUACGAAGCGUGUCUAUGCGACAGCCUCGAUAUUUAUUAUUGUAGCUUCUCUUCAGAUAAUAAUGCUGUCGCAGUGGCUCAAUAAGGACGGCGAAAUCCUGAUGAUUGGUUUUUUCUGCACCCUGGCAAGCGUAGGACCCAUCGCUCUUCUUACCUUGGCGCCCAGACUGCGGAGGUUCAUCUGUGUUAGCUGGACUCUCUCCUGCAUUUUCGUAGAACUGUCAGUGGUUGGCACCGCCAUGGCGGUCAUAGAUCAUACCGUAUACCAAGCUGUCUUAUCCCUGUUGGGAGCCGUGGCAUUGAUCGUCAUCCUGUGUAUUUUGGGUGCAAUGCUGCCCCAAAAAAUUCUCCCAGGCGAAAUAAGCAUUUUUGUAUCGCUUGUCCUAUUCGGCCUGGCCUGCAUUGUGAUAAUGGGCACGUUUAUGGCAACGUACCAUGCGACAUUCAAACGGAUUUUCUUUUUUUUUUUAGCGGGUUUUCAGGUUUUUAUCUGCCUGUACAACAUCCAGAUAAUCCACGGCAGACGAUUCAAGGUUCCGGACUACGAUUACGUAUAUUGUGCCACAAUGUUAUACCUGCACUACUUCCUGUUCUUCGUGGACAUCAUCUUUUGCUUCUGGACGAGACAUGACCAUGUGGUUCCACAAGAAUAAGGAGCAUUUUCCCAAAAAAAAAAAUAGGUUCAGUAACCUGGACUUUAUUUAUGAUUGUUUAUAUGGAACAACGUUAAUUUAUAGAAUAUAUAUACAAAACAAA
This is a messenger RNA of Drosophila ananassae, 947 nucleotides long. RefSeq lists its product as uncharacterized. The coding region runs from base 134 to 844 and encodes 236 amino acids. Lineage: Eukaryota; Metazoa; Arthropoda; Insecta; Diptera; Drosophilidae. The transcript has a single exon. The record is from RefSeq and is a predicted model, not a curated record.